AUGGUUGUCGACUAUGCAGUUGCCGUCCCCACCUUUACUGGAAGUGUCAUGUCAACGAUCGCAUCUUCACUGGUCCUUCUAUCUUAUGCCACUUCCUCUAGGAAACGGCGCUUUCGUCACUGGCUUAUUUUGAACCUGACCAUCGCAGACUUUAUCAAUGCACUCAAUAACUCCAUUUCAGGGCUGGCAGUCCUCAAAGGGGGCCACGACCUGACGCUGGGCACCGGAUCCAUGAAUCUAGGCAAGCGGUUUCUCUGUGCUAGCUAUUGCAUUGGUCGCUCUCUGGAUUAUCAAUCAACGGGCGAUAGUUUCUGCGCCAAACGCGAGCGUGAAGAAGCUGCUGUACUGCCCACCUGUUUGGAUUGUACUAUUGGAUUGGGAUUGAAAUUGUAUGGGCCGGUCAGUGGAAAUUGGUGCUGGAUUGAGCCGCAGCAUCUCAGUCUGCAAUUUGCACUUGGCCAUGGCUGGCGCAUUGCCAUCAUCUUGACCACCGUGGGCAUCUAUGCCUAUGUCUUCGUUAUCAUCAAGCGACAUUUCGAGGGAAUAGCAUUCUUCCCCCAUGCAGCUACCAACUCAGGGCAAAGAACGGUAGAAGUGAGUAGAGGGUCGGUAGGGGUAAUGACAAUUGAGCUGGAGACGACUGUGGUAGUCGAAUCCGUCGCAGCCGAUCAUGCUGGCACACGAGUUCUUGGUUGGUUUAUCCGCUUGCACGCUUAA
Aspergillus pseudonomiae is the source of this 717-nucleotide messenger RNA. RefSeq lists its product as uncharacterized. Gene Ontology annotation, cellular component: plasma membrane. Bases 1 to 717 code for a protein of 238 amino acids. Lineage: Eukaryota; Fungi; Ascomycota; Eurotiomycetes; Eurotiales; Aspergillaceae. The record is from RefSeq and is a predicted model, not a curated record. Gene Ontology annotation, biological process: adenylate cyclase-activating G protein-coupled receptor signaling pathway. The transcript has 4 exons. Gene Ontology annotation, molecular function: G protein-coupled receptor activity.